GUGUGGCGCCUUCCCUCUCUUGGGGUACAGCACUACGAUACCGUUGGGGUCACUCGAACCCCCAGAACUGAGCCUCUACUUUACUCAAUACUCUUUGGCUAGUACAUUGGACGCCAAUACAUGUGAAUAGCUUGCAUUUGCUGGUGGUUGCCUGUGUUGUGCUUGUUCUCAUUCGUGCAGUCUUAUCUGUGUUAAUUUUCAGGAAAAAACAGUCAACUAAUGGGCCUGAGCUCCAUAGUACGUAACAUUCUCCUUGGAAUCCCAAUUGGAGUAACAUUCGUCAACACUGUGGGAUAUGUCGCACGAGUGGAGGGAAUAUCGAUGCAGCCAGCACUGAAUCCAAAUGCUAAAGAGUAUGACUAUGUCUUUUUGAAUUGCUGGACUGUGCACAAUUACAAUAUCAAUUACGGUGAGAUAAUUUCAUUCAAAUCUCCGAAAAAUCCAGAGCAGAAAUUGAUAAAGAGAGUCAUUGGAUUAGAGGGAGACGAAGUGCGAACGAUUGGCUACCACACUUCAAUUCUAAGGGUGCCAGAAGGUCACUGUUGGGUCGAAGGUGAUAAUACAAAUCACUCAGUAGAUUCUAACACAUUUGGUCCACUAUCUCUUGGUCUGGUUAUAGCCAAAGCAACCCACGUUGUCUGGCCACCCAGUCGAUGGCAGCAUCUCAAUUCACUGAUUCCUAAACAUAGAAGCCCUUUAAGAGUAUCCAAGCAAUCACAGCCUGCAUAAAUUCCAUUUUAAAAUGAGAGCAGUGA
This is a messenger RNA of Fopius arisanus, 755 nucleotides long. Its product is annotated as mitochondrial inner membrane protease subunit 2. The coding region runs from base 220 to 729 and encodes 169 amino acids. Gene Ontology annotation, cellular component: mitochondrial inner membrane peptidase complex; membrane. The record is from RefSeq and is a predicted model, not a curated record. Gene Ontology annotation, molecular function: serine-type endopeptidase activity. The transcript has 3 exons. Lineage: Eukaryota; Metazoa; Arthropoda; Insecta; Hymenoptera; Braconidae.